Messenger RNA from Nannizzia gypsea CBS 118893, 696 nucleotides. RefSeq lists its product as hypothetical. The coding region runs from base 1 to 696 and encodes 231 amino acids. The transcript is spliced from 4 exons. Lineage: Eukaryota; Fungi; Ascomycota; Eurotiomycetes; Onygenales; Arthrodermataceae. The record is from RefSeq and is a predicted model, not a curated record.
AUGGAGCAACAGGGUCUUUUACAGCGCGGGCAUAACGUAAAACUGGACAUGGCAGCACUUGCUGUCACCGAAGUUUUAUCCCGUAACGGGGUGAAGCACGGCUUCUUCGGCGGAUACGCAGUCUCAGUCUUUGGCGGAGAACGUCUCACUCAAGAUGUUGAUGUUAUCGUUGGCGAGGAUGCUCAAGCGGCUCGCCAGCAACUGCUGGCAGGGAAUGGAAACUUCUACAUGACAGCAACAAAGAAGCUGAAAUUCCGCCUGGAAGGUCAAGAUAUUGACAUCGAGGUCGAACUUCUACGGGGUGGAAAAGACCAGCCAAUGAAGCUGCCCGAUAUCAACUCUGCCCCGAUCAUCCUGCUGAACCCACACGAAGUUGGACACGACCGAGUUAAUCACCAAAUGCCCUUACUACAUCCCGGGGUGUUAGUCCUAACGAAAUUAAAACGCUGGAUGCAUAUCUCUAACUCUACCCGUCCGGCCAGUAUUGCAAGAGCCGUGAAUGAUAUGCAAGACAUCAAGACCAUCCUUGAAUGGCUCAUUCGACACGGGCUAAAGAUCAACUUCGAUAUGUAUCCCGAGAAGAAUAAGGAGGAGCUUCUUCCAGGGAUGAAAAGCCUUCUGGAAACGAGCGAUCCAGAUAUUGCUGGCCUGUUGAAGGAUGCCCUGUUUCCCGAUGACUUUGCCGCGAUUGCCUGA